GUUGACUGACAGGUCGGUGGGUGGAGCCACAGAGAGAGAGGAACCUGUGUGAGUGGGUUGGACUGAAACCUUCAGGAACAGAAGAGAAAAAAAACAGCAGCAGGAUGGUUGAUCUGACUUUAACUGCAGGAGGCUGACCAUCAGCUGUGACCUUUGACCUUCACAGCCGUCUACCUGAGGGGGCGGGGCCCGAGGAGCCAACAUGGCCGCCACCUCGUCGCUGCUCAACAAAGGUCUGGGCCUGGUGCUGGUGGAGUUUGAGUACGAGUAUGAGGGUCGUGACGGAGAGCUGGUGUCCAUCAAACCCAAUGAGCGCUACGUUCUGCUGGCGAAGACCAACGCCCACUGGUGGCAGGUCCGGAAGGACGCCGUCUCCAAGCCCUUCUACAUCCCCGCCAAGUACGUCAAGGAGCUUCCACCGGACUUCCCCUCGCCGCUGGACUUCGCCGACCCACCCAGUCCAGAGCCAGUGCUGCUGCCUGUAGCGGCUCCGGUCCCAGUUCCGGUCCCUGUCCCGAAGCCUCUGGAGGAGUCUGGUGGCAGCAGGACCAAAGCGGGGGAUGAGGUGACCAUUCGGCUGCGACCGGACGCCGCCUCCAGGCCCCAUAAGAACGAGAACCGCAUGUCCACGUUUGGCGUGCUGCUGGACUUCCACGACCCGGCGCCGUGGCGUCCCAGCAGUCCCCCCGCUGCUGCAGACACCGGCGCCACAGCACCCGGAGAGACUACAAACACGUCCGAUGGAAAAAAGACAGCCCACCUGGACGACCCGGUGGAUUCUGGGAAAUCUCGAGUUCCCACCUUCAGCCCGGCUGAUCCGGUCUCCACGCCGCCACGCCAGAACCUGCCAAUCCCAGUAGAGACGCCGGUGGUCCCCCCCCUCAACAACACGGAGCCUGCAGGUCGCCAUGACGACCAGGAGUCUGCGAUGGAGGAGGAGGUGGCGGAGGAAGAGACGAGCAGCGAGGACGGCACCGAGGACAAUCACAACCACAUCUACGAGUCCAUCCAGGACCUGAACCUGGACCUGGACGCUCUAAUUGGAGGACAAGAGAGUCCCGGAGCUCCGCCUCCAUCUACACCGGCCCCGCCCCCCACACAGGUCGUCACCUCACCCAUCUACGCCAACGUCUCCCCCCUGAAGAAAACGCUUCACCUGUCUGUUCCUGGCCCUGCCCUGCCCUCCCCUCCUCCCUCUGACCCCGCCCCACCUGCAGGCCACACAUCCUCCACGUCAGGCUCCUCCUCCGGGAUGUUAAGCCCCGCCUCCCCCAUCAGCCCACAGGACGGAUGGCAGGUCCACACUGACCAGGACAGUGGGAAGGUGUUCUACUACCAUCCACUAACCAGACAGACCACCUGGUCCGACCCACACAGAACCCCAGAACAGAACCAGACCAGAGGGCCGCUGGGCUCCCCUCUGCUGUCCCCCGCCUCCUCCCAGGGUUCCUGUGUGUGGGAGCAGCUGGUGGACGAGGUCUCGGGGAGGUUCUACUACUACAACCACGAGACACGAGUCACAUCCUGGUCUUUACCGGAGUCCCCCUCCUCCCCUCCUGGAUCCAGCCGGGACAUCGGGCCGCCUCCGCUGCCUGAAGAAGAUUAUCCAGUAGAGAAUGACAACAACGUGUUCACUCCGAAUCCUCAGCAGCAUGUAGGUGUGAUACCAAGAGCGCAGCUGGACCCAAAGGACCCGAUCAGCGCCCAGUGGAGGCAGCAGGAGCCGCUGCAUUUGCCCCAGAGGAUGAUGGGAAAUGGAGUUUCUGAGGAGGGUCCGGCGCUACAGAUCAGGAACUGGAGACACAGUGUGGCCGAAGACACAUUCACUCUGAGCCACCGCAGGAACUUCUCUGACGUCACCGAGGUGUCCAACAGAAGACUCUCCCCCGACAGUCAACAGUUCGACAGGAACAGACUGAAGAGGAAUCUGUCCAAUCGGAGCACAGGCUCCAACCAUAGCCACCUGCUGGAGAAAGCAGGAAUCCUCAACAAGACCAAAGUAGCCGAUAAUGGAAAAAAGAUCAGGAAGAACUGGAGUCAGUCCUGGACCGUCCUCCACGGAGGGAUCCUCACGUUCCACAAAGACCCCAAGUCUGCCCCCGCUGGGAACGCUAGUAAAGCAUCCCAGAUUGUUCCUGAAUACACCGUCGAACUCAGAGGUUCUUCAGUUUCUUGGGCCUCCAAAGACAAGUCGUCCAAGAAGAACGUUCUCGAGCUGAAGACUCGGCAGGGUUGUGAGUACCUGAUGCAGUACGACACUGAGAGCAUCAUCUAUGAUUGGCUGAAAGUCAUCCAGGACACAAUCAGACAGCUGGAGCUGGAUCAUCUCUCUGAGGACGAGGAUGAAGCUUCAGACAAAGAGGACAAGGACAGGAAGAGAACCUCCACCAGGGGUUCAUCAGGAGACCCUGAGCAACGGCGAGUUCGAACCAAGCUGCGACGUUUCCUCCAGCGACGGCCGACGCUGCAGAGCGUCAAAGAGAAAGGAUACAUCAGAGAUAAUGUGUUCGGCUGCCACCUGGACACUCUGUGCCACCGAGAAAACGCCACCAUCCCCAAGUUUGUGGAAAAGUGCAUCCGAACGGUGGAGAGGAGAGGUCUGGAUGUUGAUGGGAUCUACAGAGUGAGUGGGAACCUCGCUGUGAUCCAGAAACUGCGGCACAAAGCCGAUCACGAGGAGCAGCUAGACCUGGAGGACGGACAGUGGGAGGAGAUCCACGUCAUCACUGGAGCUCUGAAGCUCUUCCUCAGAGAACUCCCAGAACCACUGUUCCCCUUCAGCUGCUUCGACAAGUUCAUCGCAGCCAUCCAGGUUUCAGACUACACUCUCAGAGUCUCCUACAUGAAGGACCUGGUCCGGACUCUGCCUCUGCCCAACCACGACACCAUGGAGUUGCUGUUCAAACACCUGCGCAAGGUGAUCGAGCACAAGGAGUCUAACCGAAUGUCGGUUCAGAGCGUUGCCAUCGUGUUCGGGCCCACGCUGCUUCGGCCUCAGACCGAGUCAGCCAACAUGACGAUCCACAUGGUGUUCCAGAGCCAGAUAGUGGAGCUCAUGCUCAAUGAGUUCCAGACCAUCUUCUCUGGGAGCUAGAACCGCCUGGAGCUCCUCUGUGACCUUCAAGAACCCUUUGAGGACCUCAUGGAGGCUUUUUAUCGGAACUGCCAAAAGCCUUCCAACACCAUUUUGAAACUUUACCUCUUCUCCAAACCAAGUUCACAUGGACUGAAUCUGCAGACUGCAUGAUGUCCCUUCUAACCACUGUGGCUAAAAUCAUCCAAGUAGAACCUGAAUGGAACCACCUAAAACCCUGUACUGGUUCUGAAAAAUUGACCUUCCAACUUACUUCUUCUUCAAGGACCAAACAAAACACCUGUUUUAAAUUUUUUCUAUUUUUUUUAUCUUUGAAAAAGAGCUGCUCUGAUAAGUUCCAAGUCCUCUCUCCAGGUAAUGAUCCUAGUAGGACCACUUAGAACCCUGGACUGGUUUUGAAAACUCAACUUACAUCUCUGCUUCUCUUUGAAGAAAAAAGAUCAAACAAAACAUGCAGUUACACCCCCCAGAUAUCUCCCCAUGAGUAAAACAAGUUACAGAUUCUUUGACAAACUUGGAGAACUGCGGAUCUGAAUUCAUGUCCUGUUCUUAAUUCAUCUGACUUCUAAUUCUAGACAUUCAUCUUCUUGGGUUUUGAAUAUGGAACCUGCUGGAUAGAUGAGGCCCCUUUCCAACCACUGACACUAAAAUGAUCCUAGUAGAACCUGAGUGGAACCACCUAAAACCCUGGAACAGCACCUUUAAGGCAACAAACAAAAUAAAACAUACUUUCUUAAAACGUCCAUGUGAACUAGAAUUCUUCUUCAGCAAAUUCCACAUCCCUCUAGAACCUUUUCACUCUCUGGACCUAAACAUCAUCUCCUUUUUAAUAAAUCAAAACACUGUGACUUACAUAAUCUAGGAUGAACCCGAAUAAGAACAAGUGAAUCCUUGGACUGGCUUCAAAACCAUAAUCUGCCUCUUUGGUUCUCUUUAAAGAAAACAGACCAAACAAGACUCUAAUGAAAAACUCCCAAGGAAGUUCCAAAUAUUUCUGAAAGGUCUGGAUCCAAACCUCAGGUUCAUAAAGGAUCAAACAUGGAACUUGUUUGUUACACUACGCCCCUUAAACCACUGACUAUGCAAAACCUGAGAGGAACCAUCUAAAAUCCUGGACUGGUCCUGAACCUAUAACUUCUCCUUUAAGAAACAGACCAAACAAAACAUAUUUUCUAACAUUUCUUAGUGACUAAAAUGAUCCAGUAGAUCCCUCUAGAACCCUGCACUGGUUUUGAAAACUCAGCCAGAAUCUUUGCUUCUCUGUCAAGACAGACAACCAAACACAGUAACUUUAAACCCCCUCAUAUCUUCGAGUGAACAGAACAAGUUAGGGAUCCUUUAAGGAACAUGGAGAACUCUGGACUUCAACUCAUCUGCUGUUCUCCUAUAACUCCAUGAAUACUCACUCAUCUUUGUGGGUUCUGGACAAAGUAGUAAAUAAUACAAAUGUCCUACUUUGGGAACAAACCAAUUCAGUCAUUUCCAGGUUUUUCGAGAACCUUGUAGAACUCCGGAUCUGAACAGAAUUUCUUGGGACUGGUUCUGAAAGCUUAACUAGCACCUUCACUUUGCUUUUGAGGCAGCUGACCAAGCAGAACACACCUGCUCUGCACCUGAAUAAAACCCCAAACCAAAUCUCUCAUGUUGCAUCCAAAAAAUACUGGGUAAUUUUGGAAUCUGGUGGAGCUACAGACCCAUCUUCCUCUUUUAAAAAAAUCUGUGGACAUUCAAGUUGAACAUGGACCAGCACCACCAGGCCUGAACUGACCCAAGUGCAACUGGAACCAUCUACAACCGGUUGUACGGCUGUUUUCAAAGACAUGAAACUUUGAGGUAUUUUGGUAUCCAGAGGUUCACCAGGACCUGAAGAGCACAUCACCUCCAAGGAGAACCGCCUCUGAACCUAAACAACAGCUCGAUCCGAACAGGAUUUAUACACUUUCCAUGGAAAGACUUCAGAUUUUGGAUAUAUGCAUCCUGAAGAAACACACUAUGGAGUUUUAUUCGCUGUAGAUACGAUACAGGAUUGUUUUUAGUCAAAUCUUAAAAUGUGGGCCUGGGGAACAGAAAAAAAACAUUCACUAAGAGAACCUCGGAACAACAGAUUCAGACUAAAAAUGCUGCAGUUACUGAGUACCUGCUAGAACAAACUAGUCUGACGUAUUAGUUUAGUGAAAACUAGCUGUUAAACCGACUCCAUCGGAGUUUACUGGUAAUUCUUGGUGACUCUCAGCUCUCUUACUUUAUAGAUCUAUUUCAGUAAAUCUGUGUUGAACCUUUUCUGCUGCAUUCUUCUGUUCAUCAGUUUCAAGCUGAGGAUCAACACUCAGCAGUUUACCGACAAACAUAUUUUUGCCAGAUUUUUUCAUCUGAAAAAUAAAAAUAGUGUCUGCAGCUCAUUUUCUUUAGGCCUUUUAUAAAAAACUGAUGGACACUGAUGUUAGUUUAUCAACUAUUUUCUGCUUUAAACACACAUCCUUUUCUAGUUUCAUUCAUAAAAACUCAGAUGCACCAGCAGGUACUUAAUAACUACGUCAGCUAUUCUCCAGUCCUCCAUAAUUAGCACUAAACUGUUAUUUACAGCUGAUUUUUUUCCCAGAAAUUACAAAUAAAGUUUCAAAGAAAUUAGCUGUAAUGCAAAGUGUUUUCAUGUUUUUACUAUGAGAUUUGUCUCUGUUUUGACUUUAUAUUCUUUAUUAUAUUUUGUCACUGACCCUUGGUUUUAUCAUUGUCCUCAGAUUAUAUAUUCAUGUGGGCAGUUAAAAUUAAAAGGUUUUGCACAUGAACAAAAUUUUCUAAGUCAGUUUGAAAAGAACAAGACCAUCGUAUUUAACACAACAUCAUCAGUCAUGUGCAGCUUGGCGCUAACGAACCAAGUGUUGUUUUAAAGUUGUGCUAAGCUAGGCUAAACACAUCCUAACAGGAUGUGAAACAUGUGACUGUGCAAGAGAGGUUAUUUAAAUACUAAAAUCUAUCUUUAUAUCUGAAUGAGGUGUAAUAGAAAGUUUAGUGGACCAAGUGUGUUUCCCUGAGGAACGUCACGUCUUAUCAAAUGCAGUAAAGGAGCUAAGGAAAUAUUACCUGUAUAUCUAAUAAAAAGGUUAGGUUAUGUUUCUCUGAGGAAAUUCAUGACUUUUUGAGGACAAAAGGUUCCAAGAAAUAUUGAAGUGUAUCUUGAAAUGCAGUAGAAAGUUUGAGGACCUAGGAUGUUUUUCUGAGGAACUCCGUUACCUGCUGAGAACAAAAAUCUCCCAGAAACACUAAACUGCAUCUUUGAAUCUAAAUAAAGUCUCAUAGGAAGUUAAAAAGGACCAAGUACAUUUCCCUGAGGAAUGUCAGACUUUAUCAGUGACAGUGAACAAACAGAUUUACAGAAAUAUUAAAGCUUAUCUUUAAAUUUAAGUGAAAUCUAAUAGAAAGCUGAGGGGAUCCAGAACAUUUCCCUGAGGAACUGAAACAGAACACGACGGGAUUUACAGGAAUUUUAAAGUGUUUUUAAGGGUUGAAUUUUCCAGGAACAUUUUUUACUGUUGAUAUUUGUGUCCUGCUGUAAUCUGUGCAAUGCUGUAUGUUUUUAUAGUGGUGAGUUUAUACUUAUUAUAGAUACUGAACAAAGUUACCAUGGAAAAUAUAACAGGCUAAUUUCUGUACAUAAGAGGGUAUUUUACUGACUUUUAUUAAAAAUAAAGCAGAUCUGUAAGACAGUU
Molecule: messenger RNA, 6801 nt
Organism: Amphiprion ocellaris (clown anemonefish)
Lineage: Eukaryota; Metazoa; Chordata; Actinopteri; Pomacentridae
Product: rho GTPase-activating protein 27-like
Exons: 22
Coding region: 203-3094 (963 amino acids)
Biological process (GO): regulation of GTPase activity; signal transduction
Cellular component (GO): cytoplasm
Molecular function (GO): protein binding
Source: RefSeq, a predicted model, not a curated record